Molecule: messenger RNA, 837 nt
Organism: Tupaia belangeri chinensis (Chinese tree shrew)
Lineage: Eukaryota; Metazoa; Chordata; Mammalia; Scandentia; Tupaiidae
Product: acyl-CoA-binding domain-containing protein 4-like
Biological process (GO): fatty acid metabolic process
Cellular component (GO): mitochondrion
Molecular function (GO): fatty-acyl-CoA binding
Source: RefSeq, a predicted model, not a curated record
AUGUCUCAGGCUGCAUUUGAGAAAGCAGCUGAGGAGGUUAAGCACCUUGAGACCAAGCCAGGGGACAAUGAGAUGCUGUUUAUCUGCAGCUAUUAUAAACAAGCGACUGUGGGUGACAUUAGCAUAGAGCAGCGAAUGUUGGACCUCAAAGGAGAGGCCAAGGCAGAAGCUUGGAAUGAGCUAAAAGGAACGUCCAAGGAAAACACCAUGAAGGCUUACAUUGACAAAGAGCUAAAGAAAAAUAUGGAAUAUCCAACCUACACCAAAGUAAGCAUUUAUUUCUCGCCUCUGUUCUUACUAGAAACCUUCUCUGGGUUACAAUCUAAUCCUCCAACCAAGAGAAAUAGAACUGUCGGUCUUGAGCCAGUAGUUAGGCGUCUGUCAGAUGCAGCCACGGCUUCUCCACAUCUGGAGGUACUUUCCCCUCCUACUGAAGACAUUCUGCUUCCUGCCCUGGAUCCUUCAUUUCCUGCUGUGCUGGCUCCCACAUCUCAACUCUCUGCUGAGUUCUUCGCCUCUGCUCAGUGUGCCGACCUGCAGAUUGGAAGGUGGCCUUAUCCCGCUGCAGCCUUAUACUUAGCAAAGAUUCUGAAAGGGACCUGCCAGAGGCAGAAUAGGGGAAAGCAGGGGCAUUCAUGCAGCGAGAGCAGAGACCGGUAUCCCCCAGCCAGGGAGCGAGGGUUGCAGAUGGAAACCAACCAGCAGAAGCCAGAUGCCCUGAGAGCCUGGAGAGAAUGCAGCAAAGGGAUACAAGCGGGCAGGUCACUCUAUGGUGAGGAAAUUGAAGGCAUGCGAUUUGCACCUUCAACUGAUGGGAUACGGGAAAGAAAAUAUUGA